Macrosiphum euphorbiae (potato aphid) is the source of this 1065-nucleotide messenger RNA. The record is from the annotation of a GenBank genome assembly. Lineage: Eukaryota; Metazoa; Arthropoda; Insecta; Hemiptera; Aphididae.
AUGUUGGAUUUACAAGAACCAAAGUCUAAAAAACCAGCUGAUACAGCAUUCAAACAACAACGGCUGCCUGCAUGGCAACCAAUUCUAACGGCACGCAAUGUAAUGCCCAUAUUCUUUGCAGUUGCAGCAGCAUUUAUUCCAAUCGGCAUAGGUUUACUAUACCUUACAAAUCUGGUUCAAGAAUUUACUCUCGAUUAUACCCAAUGCAAAUCAAUUGAUGAUCCGAAACAGCGAUCUUGUGCAGAUAUCAUUGGUAGCAAUCGUAACAUGUCUUGUCAUUGCAGUAUUCCAUUUAAGUUGGAAGAAGAUUUUGCUCCUAAUGUUUACAUGUACUAUGGAUUAACCAACUAUUAUCAAAACCAUCGGCGUUAUGUAAAAUCAAGGGACGAUUUUCAGUUGCUUGGAAAACUAAGCAAAACUCCAUCUAGUGACUGUGCUCCAUAUGAUUAUCACAACAACAAGCCAAUUGCCCCUUGUGGAGCUAUUGCUAAUUCAUUAUUCAGUGAUAACUUAAUAUUGAUGUACAGUGAAAGAAUUGUUCCAUUGCUUCGAACACAAAUUGCUUGGAAAUCUGAUAAAAGUAUCAAAUAUCAUAAUCCAGAACAUUCAGAAGGAAAUUUGAAAGAAGCAUUUAAAGAUUUUGAAAAACCAAUUGACUGGCGUGUGAAUAUAUGGGAAUUGGAUAAGGAAAAUGAAUUGAACAAUGGUUUUGAAAAUGAAGAUUUGAUUGUUUGGAUGCGAACUGCAGCCCUUCCAGAUUUUCGUAAGCUAUACAGGCGUAUUGAUCAUUCCAAGGAAUUUAAAAAUGGAUUACCUAAAGGACAUUACAAAUUAGUCAUAGAUUAUAAUUAUCCCGUAGCAGGCUUUGGCGGAACAAAAAGUUUGAUACUAUCCAACACUUCAUUUACAGGGGGCAGAAACUUAUUUCUUGGAUAUGCUUAUAUUGUUGUUGGAUGUUGCUGCUUUUUAUUAGGGUUAUUGUUUUUAAUUCUUCAUAUCAAAUAUAAACCCAGUGCAAAUACAGGAGAUAUAAUCGUUGUUUCGCCAUCAACAUCUUAUCAGUGA